Messenger RNA from Sparassis crispa, 1374 nucleotides. Its product is annotated as Polyubiquitin. Gene Ontology annotation, cellular component: nucleus; cytoplasm. The coding region runs from base 1 to 1374 and encodes 457 amino acids. Gene Ontology annotation, molecular function: protein tag activity; ubiquitin protein ligase binding. NCBI's taxonomy places the organism in Eukaryota, Fungi, Basidiomycota, Agaricomycetes, Polyporales, Sparassidaceae. Gene Ontology annotation, biological process: modification-dependent protein catabolic process; protein ubiquitination. The record is from RefSeq and is a predicted model, not a curated record. The transcript is spliced from 5 exons.
AUGCAGAUUUUCGUAAAGACCCUCACCGGCAAGACCAUUACACUUGAGGUUGAGUCGUCCGACACCAUCGACAAUGUAAAGGCCAAGAUUCAGGAUAAGGAGGGCAUACCCCCCGACCAGCAGCGCCUGAUCUUCGCUGGCAAGCAGCUCGAAGACGGUCGCACCCUCUCGGAUUACAACAUCCAGAAGGAGUCGACCCUCCAUCUUGUCCUCCGUCUUCGUGGCGGUAUGCAGAUCUUCGUCAAGACCCUGACGGGCAAGACGAUCACCCUCGAGGUGGAGUCGUCCGAUACCAUCGAUAACGUCAAGGCGAAGAUCCAGGAUAAGGAGGGAAUUCCUCCCGACCAACAGCGGUUGAUCUUCGCUGGCAAGCAGCUCGAGGAUGGUCGUACUCUCUCCGACUACAACAUCCAGAAGGAGUCUACCCUUCACUUGGUUCUACGUCUGCGUGGUGGUAUGCAGAUCUUUGUGAAGACCCUGACGGGCAAGACUAUUACCCUAGAGGUCGAGUCUUCGGAUACCAUCGACAACGUGAAGGCAAAGAUCCAGGAUAAGGAGGGUAUUCCCCCAGACCAGCAGCGCCUCAUCUUCGCUGGUAAGCAGCUUGAGGAUGGGCGUACGUUGUCGGACUACAACAUUCAGAAGGAAUCUACGCUUCACCUUGUCCUUCGUCUCCGUGGCGGAAUGCAAAUCUUCGUCAAGACCUUGACCGGCAAAACUAUUACUCUUGAGGUCGAGUCUUCCGACACCAUUGACAAUGUGAAGGCGAAGAUCCAGGACAAGGAGGGUAUCCCUCCAGACCAGCAGCGUCUCAUCUUUGCCGGCAAGCAGCUGGAGGAUGGGCGCACUCUUUCUGAUUAUAACAUCCAGAAGGAGUCCACUCUUCACCUCGUCCUUCGUCUCCGCGGCGGCAUGCAGAUAUUCGUGAAGACGCUUACUGGCAAGACUAUCACUCUUGAGGUCGAGUCCUCCGACACCAUCGACAACGUGAAGGCGAAGAUCCAGGACAAGGAGGGUAUCCCUCCAGACCAGCAGCGUCUCAUCUUCGCGGGCAAGCAGUUGGAGGAUGGGCGCACUCUUUCUGAUUAUAACAUUCAGAAGGAGUCGACCCUCCACCUCGUCCUCCGUCUGCGCGGUGGUAUGCAGAUCUUCGUGAAGACGCUUACCGGCAAGACAAUCACGUUGGAGGUUGAAUCGUCGGACACGAUCGACAACGUCAAGGCGAAGAUUCAGGACAAGGAGGGCAUUCCGCCCGACCAGCAGCGCCUGAUCUUCGCUGGGAAGCAGUUGGAAGACGGUAGGACGCUCUCGGAUUACAACAUCCAGAAGGAGUCUACCCUUCACCUUGUUCUUCGUCUGCGUGGCGGCCUCUGA